GAGAUCCAAAGCUUGAAAACCCAGAAACCAAAUUCCAUCGAUGGAAAGCAUCGAGAAUCAACAAGAAGAACAGCAGCAGCAGCAGAAGAAGAAUAAUAAUAAUGUUAUGGAAAUAGAGACCCUUUCAAUCGAACGGAUCUUCGAUAGCAAGGAGGUUCCAUCAUGGCAGGAGCAAUUAACCUUCAGGGCCUUUAUGGUUAGCUUCCUUCUGAGUGUUCUGUUCUGCUUCAUCGUUAUGAAGCUUAACCUCACCGCUGGGAUCAUACCUUCCCUAAACGUCUCUGCUGGGCUUCUUGGGUUCUUUUUCGUCAAGACAUGGACCAAAUUCUUGCAGAAAUCUGGGUUGCUCAAGCAAGCUUUUACCAGGCAAGAGAAUACCGUCAUCCAGACUUGCGUCGUUGCUUCCUCUGGCAUCGCCUUUAGCGGAGGUUUUGGGAAUUACCUAUUUGGAAUGAGUGAAGCUAUUGCUAAACAAUCAUCAGAUGCUAACGAAGCACAAAACAUUAAGAAUCCAUCUCUGGGAUGGAUGAUUGGAUUUCUCUUUGUUGUUAGCUUUCUUGGGCUCUUCUCUGUGGUUCCUCUUCGAAAGAUUAUGAUCAUAGACUUUAAACUGAUCUAUCCAAGUGGUACUGCAACUGCACAUCUUAUCAACAGCUUCCACACUCCACAAGGAGCAAAAUUAGCCAAGAAGCAAGUCAAGGCAUUAGGCAAGUUCUUCUCAUUCAGUUUCUUGUGGGCAUUCUUCCAAUGGUUCUUCACUGCAGGGGAUAAUUGUGGAUUCAUAGACUUCCCUACAUUCGGUCUCAAAGCAUUUGAUAACAAGUUUUACUUCGAUUUUUCUGCUACAUAUGUUGGAGUUGGGAUGAUCUGUCCUUACAUCAUAAACAUAUCAUUGCUAGUUGGAGCGAUUCUCUCAUGGGGUAUCAUGUGGCCUCUCAUUGAAACUAGAAAGGGUCAUUGGUAUUCUGCAGAUCUUUCUCCUACCAGCCUCCAUGGCUUACAAGGUUACAAGAUUUUCAUUGCUAUCGCCGUGAUCCUGGGAGAUGGUCUCUAUAACUUUGUGAAGGUCCUCAGUCGAACUCUCUUUGGCUUGUUUCAACAAUUUUGUAACAAAAAAACUGGAGAUCUCCCCAUUUCUGGUUGCUCUGCUCCCGCGAGCCCACAGAUAUCCUAUGAUGAUCAGCGGCGAACACAACUCUUCCUCAAAGAUCAAAUUCCAACCUGGGUUGCAAUAGGAGGCUAUGUUAUCAUCGCUGUCAUCUCCACCAUCAUACUACCUAACAUUUUUCACCAGCUCAAGUGGUACCAUGUCGUGAUCAUCUACAUCUUUGCACCAGCCCUAGCCUUCUGUAAUGCAUAUGGCUGUGGGCUCACUGAUUGGUCCCUAGCCUCAACAUACGGGAAGCUUUCCAUCUUUAUCAUUGGUGCAUGGGUAGGAGCCUCUAAUGGUGGAGUUCUCGCUGGCCUGGCAGCAUGUGGGGUCAUGAUGAACAUUGUCUCCACAGCCUCUGAUCUCAUGCAGGAUUUCAAGACUGGGUACCUAACUUUAGCUUCACCUCGUUCCAUGUUUGUGAGCCAAGUUAUUGGGACUGCAAUGGGUUGUGUUAUCUCCCCUUGUGUUUUUUGGCUCUUCUACAAGGCUUUCCCCGAUCUUGGUGUCCCAGGGUCUGAAUACCCCGCCCCUUUUUCUCUUGUCUACCGUAACAUGGCAAUAUUGGGGGUCGAGGGAUUCUCAACUCUACCAAAACACUGCCUUCAACUUUGCUACACCUUUUUUGCUGCAGCCAUUCUUGUGAACUCGAUCAGAGAUGCUGCAGGAAAGAAAUGGUCAAAAUAUAUUCCACUCCCAAUGGCCAUGGCUAUACCAUUCUACCUCGGAGGCUACUUUGCAAUUGACAUGUGUGUUGGGAGCUUUAUACUAUUUGUUUGGCAAAAAAUUAACAAAGCCAAAGCAGAAGCAUUUGGGCCUGCAGUAGCUUCUGGUUUGAUUUGUGGGGAUGGGAUAUGGACUUUGCCCAGCUCAAUACUUGCUUUGGCUGGGGUGCAACCACCUAUCUGCAUGAAGUUUCUCACAAGGAAAACAAAUGCCAGGAUCGAUAAAUUGUUGGGCUCUUAAGCCAAGCCUCAGAUUAACUGUAUUCAAGCUAUAUAAAUAUGCAUGUAAGUUUCAAACUCUGUAUUCAUAAAGGUAAACAGUCAAGUUUCCUGUACAUCAAACAUGAUCAAUGAUAGAUAUUGCAGCAUA
This is a messenger RNA of Telopea speciosissima, 2245 nucleotides long. RefSeq names its product probable metal-nicotianamine transporter YSL7. Bases 41 to 2116 code for a protein of 691 amino acids. NCBI's taxonomy places the organism in Eukaryota, Viridiplantae, Streptophyta, Magnoliopsida, Proteales, Proteaceae. The transcript has 7 exons. Gene Ontology annotation, molecular function: oligopeptide transmembrane transporter activity. The record is from RefSeq and is a predicted model, not a curated record. Gene Ontology annotation, cellular component: membrane.